Oldenlandia corymbosa var. corymbosa is the source of this 1364-nucleotide messenger RNA. The record is from the annotation of a GenBank genome assembly. Lineage: Eukaryota; Viridiplantae; Streptophyta; Magnoliopsida; Gentianales; Rubiaceae.
AAUUUGCGGACUCUAAGAGGAAUUUUUCCCCAAACUCGUUCCUUUGGUUCCUUCUCCGGGAAGUCCUACUGUCGACGCUGCCAUCGCCGAUCCACCCUAGGUACGGCAUUCAUACUAAAUUUUUGUCUCUUAUUAGUAACCACUUGUAAUACACACAGCAGGUUCUUGACGUAAUGCUUUGUUUGAAGUUCUGCCCUUUGCUUAACUGAUUUUGCUUUUGGGUUGCUUUUGAUCUUUGCUAAUUCGCUGCGUCGUAGAGUUUUUGAGAUUUCAAUUGUUUAAAUGACCUUAAAUUAAGUGUGAAUUCAACCAAGAGGGUUAUGCUAGUUUAUUCCAAUUAUGUUAUCUAGGACUCCCGAUCCUUUGCCCUGAAACCUAAUUCCGUAAUCAAGCCCUAAAUAUCUAAUUGACCAUCGCAAGCGUUUCAGUGCGAGCUGGAAUCGAUAUUCCUGAAUUUUAGGCAAAUCUUGAUAGUUGAAUAAGGCGGAUACUUUAGUGAAAAAAACAAUGGAGCAGGUGAAAGAUGUUAGGCAGGAAAUUGGAGAGCUCAAACACGAUACCUUCCGAUUUGGUCUGCAAAGCGUUCGUGGGGAGAUUCUUGAAACUCAUCCUGUUGAAACUGCUUUCCAUUCGGUUAAAUUGAAGCAGCAGCAAUAUAGAAAGAAGAUGUUGAGCAGUCUUUAUGGAACUGCGAUGCCCUUGAAGAUGGAGUGGGACCAGAAAGUCCUCUCAAGGAGAUUCCAGAGACCACCUGGACCAAUACCAUCAUCUUUUCUGGGGUAUGAAGCUGUUACUGGCGCUUUGGAUGAUAUUGGUGUUGAGGAUUACCUGAAUGAUCCUGCUGAUUCUGAAAAUUUCCGUCCUGCUGACAUGCACCAUGGAAUGGAAGUUCGUCUAGGACUAUCCAAGGGACCAGUGGCUGGCAGUUUCAUUUGAAUUUAAUUUGUAAUCAAAUUGUUGGAAGUAGUUGCUUUGAUUUGUGUUGAGUCUUCUCUGUUUCAUCUGAAGACGCUAAAACUAUAAGACUUGCUAUUGGAAUUGAUGUUCGCCAGUCUCCACCUCUUUCUCAGAAGUAACAAUGUUUGAUUCCAGUGUGUAUGAACCUCAAAUCUAAAGUAUAGAAACGUCGAAAAUUUGUUUCGGGUUAGAAAACUGUCAAAGCAACUAAGCAAAGGUAGCAUGCAUCAGUAGGCAGAGAUAAGACCAUUUCUGACCAUUGCUUCAAUAGUUUAUCGUUUAUAUGAUCCCUGCAAAAUGACCAACAAUGGACAUGUAGUACUACCACAGUAAAUUAUCUAGUUACGUGGAUGUAUUGCUUACUUUUAUUAUCACAUUUAAUGAUUUAAUUAGGUGGUAAACUUUAU